Messenger RNA from Lodderomyces elongisporus, 546 nucleotides. RefSeq names its product ribosome biosynthesis protein (gene NIP7). The coding region runs from base 1 to 546 and encodes 181 amino acids. Gene Ontology annotation, molecular function: RNA binding. The record is from RefSeq and is a predicted model, not a curated record. Gene Ontology annotation, biological process: ribosome assembly; ribosomal large subunit biogenesis. The transcript has a single exon. NCBI's taxonomy places the organism in Eukaryota, Fungi, Ascomycota, Pichiomycetes, Serinales, Debaryomycetaceae. Gene Ontology annotation, cellular component: nucleolus; preribosome, large subunit precursor; nucleus.
AUGAGACCUUUGACAGAAGAAGAGACAAAAGUAGUGUUUGAGAAACUAGCCAACUACAUUGGUCGAAAUAUCUCAUUUCUUAUAGACAACAAAGAAAACCCAUGCGUUUUCCGUUUACAGAAAGAUAGAGUCUACUACGUUUCAGAAACCAUAGCCAAGUACGCUACUAGUGUAUCGCGUCAACAACUCAUGUCUUUGGGCGUUUGUUUUGGUAAGUUCACCAAGACUGGGAAAUUCAAGUUGCACAUAACUGCACUCAGUUAUCUUUCGCAGUAUGCUAAAUUCAAAGUAUGGAUCAAGCAGAAUGGUGAGAUGCCCUUUUUGUAUGGAAACCAUGUGUUGAAGGCCCAUGUGGGGAGAAUGAGCGAAGACAUACCCGAACAUGCUGGAGUGAUUGUAUAUAGUAUGAAUGACGUGCCUCUUGGGUUUGGUGUAAGUGCCAAGUCAACCGCAGAGGCAAGGAACUUGGCUCCAACAGGGAUUGUUGCCUUUAGACAAGGUGAUAUUGGUGAAUACUUGAGAGAGGAGGAUACAUUAUUUACUUAG